Messenger RNA from Uloborus diversus, 548 nucleotides. RefSeq names its product BPTI/Kunitz domain-containing protein-like. NCBI's taxonomy places the organism in Eukaryota, Metazoa, Arthropoda, Arachnida, Araneae, Uloboridae. The transcript is spliced from 3 exons. The record is from RefSeq and is a predicted model, not a curated record. Bases 85 to 537 code for a protein of 150 amino acids. Gene Ontology annotation, molecular function: serine-type endopeptidase inhibitor activity.
GAAACAGCUGGUUCUUCACGAGAACAUUUUCGCACGUACUUUAAUCUAACUUCAAAAGAAAGUUCUCAAAUAUAUCUUUGCAAAAUGUUAUUUUGGACAAUAAUCGUGCUCAUUACCAGUUUAACAGGUGCCAGUAAGAAGGAAGACAUUUGCACGUUGGAUCCUGACGAAGGAUCAUGUACUGCGUACGUGCAAAUGUACUUCUUUAACCAGUACUCGGGCCAGUGCCACGAAUUCGUUUACGGAGGAUGCCUUGGAAACAAAAACCAAUUUGAAUCUCGAGAAGAAUGUGAAGAAUUUUGUAAAGGAAUGGCAUUAGACAAAACAGAUGAAUGCACGAAACCAGCUGACAGAGGUCCAUGUAGUGGUUUUGUUGUAAGGCAUUAUUAUGACGAAGCAGAAGACGAUUGCUAUUCAUUCGUGUACGGAGGAUGUAGAGGAAAUGCCAACAAUUUCGCUACUAGAACAGAAUGCAUGGAAACAUGUUCCAAGAAAAAUUAUGCCGACCAAACUGUACAGCUUAGCAAAAAUAUGUAAAUAAAAAUUUA